This is a messenger RNA of Elaeis guineensis (African oil palm), 1689 nucleotides long. RefSeq names its product transcription factor PCL1. Gene Ontology annotation, cellular component: nucleus. Gene Ontology annotation, biological process: regulation of DNA-templated transcription. NCBI's taxonomy places the organism in Eukaryota, Viridiplantae, Streptophyta, Magnoliopsida, Arecales, Arecaceae. The record is from RefSeq and is a predicted model, not a curated record. Gene Ontology annotation, molecular function: DNA binding; DNA-binding transcription factor activity.
UCGGACAGGUACGAUCAUAGCAUCGGACCGUGCACUUUUUUAUACGAACAUAAAGCGUGACACCUUAAACUAAUAAAUAUCCCAAAAACCCCUCUGGAAUCUUACGCCCUUCCGAAAUAUCUAACCCCAUCCCACCUCCACCACCUCCACCGCCGCCGUCUCCCCCUCCAUCGUCCCCCCUCCCUUCAAUACCUAGCUUGGAAUUCUCUCUUCGGAUCUUGAAUUCCCAUAAUGGGGGAGGAAGCCAACGACAGCGACUUCAACCGCCUCGCCGCCGCCGCCGAGGACGGCGGCGACGGAGACGAGGAAAGGGUCCUUGACUGGGAGAUUGGGCUCCCCAGCGCCGAGGACCUCACUCCGUUAUCCCAGUCUCUGAUCCCGCGGGAGCUCGCCUCCGCCUUCAGGAUCACGCCGGAGCCACCAAGAACCAUUCUCGACGUCCACCGCGCCUCCCAGCAAACCCUCUCCAACCUCCACCGCCACGUCCCGUCGUCUUCCUCCUCGGCCGCCCUCAGAUCCUUCAAUCCCUUCCCCACCUCUUCCGCCACCGCCGAUGAUCCCAUGGUUCUUGAGGGUGACGAUCCUUCCGGCAAGAACGGCGCAGGCGAUUCCUCCCGCAAGGUCCGGAGGUCGGAUGGCUCCCCCUCCGCCACCGCCCCCAUGGAGGAGGCCGAUUCCAAUGCUCCCCGGCCGGAGAACUCCAACGACGAUCACUCUGCAAGAACUCUCAAGAGGCCCCGACUCGUUUGGACCCCGCAGCUCCACAAGAGGUUCGUGGAUGUCGUCGCCCAUCUUGGCAUCAAGAACGCUGUGCCUAAGACCAUCAUGCAGCUCAUGAACGUGGAGGGGCUGACGAGGGAGAACGUCGCGAGCCAUCUCCAAAAGUACCGCCUUUAUCUCAAGAGGAUGCAGGGGCUUUCGAACGAGGGGCCGUCAUCCUCCGACCAUCUGUUUGCCUCGACGCCGGUGCCGCAGAGCUUGCACGAGCAUCCGGUGCCGGUGCCCAUGCCCUAUGCAGUGCCGGCGAUGGUCCCGAUGCCGGUAUUUGGCAUGGCUCACCCCCAUGGUCAUGGAGGUCCUGUGGGGAUGGUGCCGGUAAAUAACUACCAGCGUAAUGGAGCCUACCAUGGAUUCGCGUCGUACAAUCCUUUUGGAGCUCUCGGGGAGCAGCCCAAGGAUCGGCCCGGUGGUAACAACUUUGGUUCGAUGCUUUCGUAUCCCCAUGUUAUCCCUAAUGAUAAAUAACCGAGAAAUAAAAAGGAUGCUUCAAACACAACUGGUUCGAUUGACGAUUGAGACACCAGAUGAAGCUUGCUAAGGAUCAACCUUGGGGACUAUUAUUUCUUUGUCUUUAAUCUGCUUCCACCCACAGCAUUUCUUUACAAGUUGAGGCUCCAAAUCAAGUUCACAAUAGACAUUUUUCUUCCAUCGAAGAAACAACGCAUAUUUCUGUUUAAAAGUUACUACCAGGUUGUUCAGCCCAUCUCUUCUCUGCAUUCAUCAAUUUUGCGCCCAUCUUUUAGAAAAUUUUGCGCCCUUCUUUCUUCUAUUUUAUUUCCCCAUAUCAUCAACGUCAAAUGAUAUCCCUUAUCCAUUGAGAUGCACUGUACAAGCCCCUUUAUAUAUCUCUUUAUUCUGUCUUCAGACCUGCUGUUAUCCAGAAGUUGUUGAUGCGCCAUCAGAACUAUA